This is a messenger RNA of Lasiodiplodia theobromae, 1107 nucleotides long. RefSeq lists its product as uncharacterized. Lineage: Eukaryota; Fungi; Ascomycota; Dothideomycetes; Botryosphaeriales; Botryosphaeriaceae. The record is from RefSeq and is a predicted model, not a curated record. Bases 1 to 1107 code for a protein of 368 amino acids. The transcript has a single exon.
AUGUCUUCGUCAGAGCCCGGAAUUCAGAACGCAACUAUGACAGAGCCAGCUCUGUUUGUGUCGCAGGACGAUGGAGAUGAUGUGAGCCCGGAGAGCCGUGAAACAAGGUCGGCGGCAGGAACUGAAGCCACCAUAACUUCGUCAUCUGGCACUAUGGCCAUCAGCAAGAGUGUGGGAGCGACGGUUAAGAAAAUCGAGUCGAAGGAGGGCAGCAAGCGCGAGUGUGACGCUGGUGAUGGCAAUGGCGAUGCCGAUGCGAAGUGGUAUCGGAACUGGGGGGCCGGAGUUCGACAGCCAAAGCCCAAGAUUGAAAAAGACGCCAUGAUCAUGGGCAAAAAAGCCACCUCAUACACGAUCCCGGAGAUGAGACGCAUUCUGCAACAUUUUGGGCUUGCAGCUGCCAUUCCUAUUCAUCCUAGGAAGGAUGACCUCCUCCAGACGUUGGUGGAACUCGAAGCUGAGAAAGAAAUCUCGGCAGAAGACCGCCGCUGGAUCCUCCGUCAACCCUUAGGUCCUGGAGGCACGCUGUUCCAAAACCUCGAUACCAAUGGAAAGCCUACGAUUGAUUCGUACCCAUACAAGCAUGCUCCCAAGAAAAGGGGCAAGGCCUCGAACAAGUCCAAGCCGAAAGCUCCGCCGAAUAAGGUCGUGAAGCCGCAUCAGUAUUCUGGAUCAAAAUCCAUGCCUCCUUCCGGACAGUCUUACGCCGCCUACUCGUCUAUAUCCCCUAGCAAGCCAUCUGGAUACAUGUCCAAGGCUGAGGGUAAGCAGCCUGCCAAGUCAGAACCGAUGGGGUGGUCGGCAGAACAGGGCAUGAUCAUGUCUAUGAGCAUGACCGUGGAAAACAGCAAGAAAGUCAAGAGACUUGAGCAAGAGCUGGCCGAACUGAAGCACAAUAUCGAAGCAGAAUCGUCCACUGGAGUCAACGCUGCCACCGGCAUCGAAGACGUUCUUGGCAAUGAGAGUCGGGAAAGAUCCCACUCGCCAGACCUAGAGGAGGAGCAUUCGGAGUACUCAAGCUCUCCGCAUCUCGCGCCCCGAGCGCAUCUUCCCAAGAUGCUUGAAGUUAGCGACUCAGACUCUGACGGAGACUCUGAAGACGAGUAG